UCCCCCCGCCGGCGGUGUUACUGCUGCAAAUCCUGGAUGCAGAGUCCUGCAAGUGAUACAGAUUCAGAUAGUUCAUCAACUACACUCUUCUCUUCAUCUUCAGCACUAUCUGAUGAAGAUGUUCAUCCACAUGAGAAGGAUAACAGAUCUUACUGUCUUAGGACAAAGGAUGAGUUGCCUAUUGAUAAAUUGCCUCCUGUUGAAGACUUAUCAAUAAUUCUUCCAGAUAAUGUUGAACUGAAGCUCUUUGGGACAGUUUCCAGUGUCGUUGAGCAGCUAGUAAUAAUUGAAUCACUGAGAGGCCUACCUCCAGUAAAUGAGGAAAGCAUAAUUUUUAAAGAAGAUCGGCAAGCAGUAGGAAAGAUAUUUGAGAUAUUUGGUCCUGUUUCACAUCCUUUUUAUGUGCUAAGAUUUAACAGCUCUGAGCAUAUCAAAGAGAAGGGUAUUAAUGUGCAAGAUAGCAUGUAUUUUGCUCCAUCAGUAGAAGACUUCACCCAGUAUAUAUUUGCAGAAAAACUAAAACAGGAAAAAGGUUCAGAUGCAUCUUGGAAGAAUGACCAAGAACCACCACCUGAAGUUUUGGAUUUCAGUGAUGAUGAAGUAGAAAGAGAGGCAAAACAGAAGAAAAAGAAGGCUCAAAGUCAAGGAAGGAAGAAAGUCAGAUCAGACACGCUUCCAUCAAGUGAGAAUAAAGAACUUCAUCACUCAGUGCAACAGCCUGCUUCAAGUUACUCAAGGGGGUACCGUGGCAGAGGGUUCUCCAGGGAUCUGUUUCCUCCUCCAUCUGGCCCUCGAGGGUUUUUCAGACCACAAGUAAGACCACCACCACUGGUCUUUUCAGACAGGAGGAUGCAGCAGGAACCACCAGUGUUUCCACCACCUCCCCGAAGAGAAAAUCCAGUGAUGCAACAGUAUGCCUUUCCUCCUCCAGAUUUAGGUUAUGCCAAUGAUUGGCAUCAAUUCCACCCUCCGCCUUCAAAUAUGAAUAUGAUGUGGACAGGCCCAAACGUGUACAACUCAUCCUACUCAUUUCUGCCACCACCACCGCCACCACCGCCACCUCCUCCUCCAGACAGCCAUCCUCCUCCCUUCAGGCCUUUAUGAGAUUCCGUACGGGUCCAUGUAGAGCGCUGCAGUUUACAGGGAGAAAGAACAGCCUGCCAGGACUGCAUUCCUUUAUUUUGGAGAUGCAUUCUUUUACUGCAGAGGUAGAACAAAUGCAGAAUUUUGUGCUUUAUGGGACAUCUGUAGGAAAUUAUUUUUUUCUAUGUUUGUUUUCUGUUUCAAAAAAAAAAAAGUAUAUUAUAAAUUUAACUGAAUAUUGAGUAAUAGUUUAUUUUUAUAAUAUCUGCUACUUUAAGAUGAUAAAUAAAAGCCUUUUGGAGAUUGGUA
Molecule: messenger RNA, 1392 nt
Organism: Passer montanus (Eurasian tree sparrow)
Lineage: Eukaryota; Metazoa; Chordata; Aves; Passeriformes; Passeridae
Gene: NAF1
Product: nuclear assembly factor 1 ribonucleoprotein
Exons: 8
Coding region: 37-1104 (355 amino acids)
Biological process (GO): pseudouridine synthesis; box H/ACA snoRNP assembly; ribosome biogenesis
Cellular component (GO): sno(s)RNA-containing ribonucleoprotein complex
Molecular function (GO): RNA binding
Source: RefSeq, a predicted model, not a curated record